Nasonia vitripennis (jewel wasp) is the source of this 3205-nucleotide messenger RNA. It is a transcript of the gene MAPk-Ak2, whose product is annotated as MAP kinase-activated protein kinase 2. Lineage: Eukaryota; Metazoa; Arthropoda; Insecta; Hymenoptera; Pteromalidae. Bases 476 to 1588 code for a protein of 370 amino acids. Gene Ontology annotation, biological process: intracellular signal transduction; protein autophosphorylation; peptidyl-serine phosphorylation. The record is from RefSeq and is a predicted model, not a curated record. Gene Ontology annotation, molecular function: calcium-dependent protein serine/threonine kinase activity; mitogen-activated protein kinase binding; calcium/calmodulin-dependent protein kinase activity. Gene Ontology annotation, cellular component: cytoplasm; nucleus. The transcript is spliced from 9 exons.
AUCGCACAAGGAUCCACAGCAAGAUGAAAAUCAACGGAGUAACUUGGAAAGAGGCGAACAAUAUGUAGCAGUGGAAAGAAAAAAGAAGAAAAAAUAGGUGAAAUCGAUAGAACGCAAUAACCGCGAUACGAAUGUCGAAUAUUCACCGCAACGCGCAGGCGCAUUAGGCCAAGCACUCCACUCUCUCGGCAUCGGAGCAGCGCAGAGCGAGCAUCGCAGCCACGAGUCCGCUGCAGAGAGUGACUCGGAGUCGUGUAUUCCGAGUUCGGCCUAUCGACGCAUCGGACACCUAGUGUAUACCGAUUCUCCACUUGGACGACGCUUUUUCACCACUUAUCUCUCUCAGCUUUACCCUCUUCAGCGCACAUCGCCAUAGAGGGUGAGAGGAAGGUCCGGCGGAGUGGACAUAACGAAGCGUAAGAAGCACAGCCCGCCACCGGCGCUGCAGAUACCGCCAGUGGCAACGGCGACGAGGAUGGACUACUGGAGCGAGGAGGCAAGGCUGCAGCCGAAGAGCAGCCCCAUUACCGACGACUACGAGAUCAGCAACCACGUGCUAGGACUCGGCAUCAACGGCAAGGUCGUGCAGUGCUACGACCGCAAGACUCGCGAGAAGUACGCGCUCAAGGUUUUGCACGACUGCGCCAAGGCGAGACGCGAGGUCGAGCUGCACUGGAGGGCCUCAACCUGCAAACACAUCGUCCAAGUGAAAGAGGUGUACGAGAACACAUACGGCGGCAACAAAUGUUUACUCGUCGUUAUGGAAUGUAUGGAAGGGGGCGAGCUCUUCCAGAGAAUACAGGAGAGGCAGGACGGCGCCUUUACGGAGAGAGAGGCCGCUGAAAUCAUGUACGAAAUUUGCAUCGCGGUGAAGCAUCUGCACGACAACAACAUCGCACACAGAGACCUCAAACCGGAAAAUUUAUUGUACUCGAAGCCAGGUAGCAUGGGUAUUUUGAAAUUGACGGAUUUCGGUUUUGCCAAGGAAACCCAUCUUAAAGACACGCUUCAAACGCCUUGCUACACGCCAUAUUAUGUCGCCCCUGAGGUUCUCGGACCAGAAAAGUAUGACAAAAGCUGCGAUAUUUGGUCACUGGGAGUUAUCAUGUACAUAUUAUUGUGCGGAUUCCCUCCGUUCUACAGCAAUCACGGUUUGGCAAUAUCGCCCGGAAUGAAGAAGAGAAUCAGACUGGGUCAGUAUGAUUUUCCGGCGCCAGAAUGGUCUAACGUCAGCGCAGAAGCGCGCGACCUCAUUAAGGGUAUGCUCUGCACUGACCCGCUUGAGAGGCUGCAAAUCGAUGGAGUCAUGAAAAAUAAAUGGAUAUCCAAACAUACAGAAGUGCCAGCAACGCCACUGCACACCGGAAACGUUCUUCGGGAAGACAAGGAACUCUGGCCCGAGGUCCAAGAGGAGAUGACGCGCUCGCUGGCGACGAUGCGCGUCGACUACGACACUGCCAAUCUGAAACAACUCGACCACACGAACAAUCCUCUUCUGAACAAACGCCGACGUGCCAAGCAACAGAUAAGCAGCCCGUCCGGACUAUCCAACGAUGCUACACCAGUCAAUCGGAGCGCAGCCUCCUAGGAAAUCGCCAAACUCGCGAGUUUGAUCGACCAGAUGUGUCCGUGAAAAGAGACGCCGUCUUCGCCGGGUGACACGCUACAGAGAGUACCCUCAUUCCGGCACGGUUCACUUCGCAAGACAACGACAAUCGCGAGUUUACUUAAAUCUUUACACUUGAGUGCGCCAUGAUACCCACGCGGUUCAACGGCCUGAACAAUGACUAAAAUAUAUAUUGUAUGUAUUCUUUGUUUUUAAUUUUUUUCUUUUACUGACAAAUACGACUUUGACGCCGUCGAUUCUGAGUAGGUUUAGGUGUCACUCUUAAUAGAACGCGAACAAUUGUACAUAAAACUUUGUUCGAAUUUUGUUUCUUCGAAAGAAGAAGAAUCGCUUUGUUUCUUAAAUAAGAUCUAACGAGAUCGUAUUACAAGCGCAAUUGGUUUAUUUUUACUCAGCGAGUAAAAUCGCAUUUAUAUCGCAACCCGACAAUAAAUAUUGCAGUGAUAAACCGUAGAAUUCUCCGAGAACGUGAACAUCACGUGAUUAAUGUUGAUUUUCACGCAAACUUAGAAAAUAGCGUAGUGCUAUUGAAUACAAGAAUGAGUCUUAAUCAUGUUAAAACGAGCUCAAUUUUCACGACUGUUGAGACGGAAUCGGGACAGCUGUGCUUUUCCGAGAAGAACGCGAAAAGUACAUACAUAGGCCUAACGAGAUUCCGUGGCAGCGAAAAUGUGGGCACAGACGACUGAAGCCUUGAAAAGUAGGCAGCGUUGUUAUUUUAUGUACCAGAACAUCGAUAAAUUGUAUAAACCGAAACGUGACAAGCCAGUUUCUCUAUUGUAGAGUGAAGACGAGAAGAGGAGAAAUACUUAAAUGAUGAAAAUAUACAUUAUUUUUUAUAAAGAAAAUCGCACCUGCGUGUCUAUAUGUAAAUGUUGUACGCGUGCCCCUCAUCCAAUCGUGCAUCAGCAAUUCUCUCCCAGAGAGAUGAUAGCGCUAGCUCGUAACUCAGUUAAGCUAUCAGUGUGCAAGCGCAGUCAAUUGAAGUGUCUUGCAGACGCGUGCGAGUGCAACGGAACGCCGUGCGUUCUCAUCCGACUCAAUGAGUUGAGAGUGACGUACGGCUAAUCGAGUGACACAUAUAUCCGUCCACCGGAGGCUUAACGGCGUUGCUUCAAAUCCGACUUUACGACGUUGCAUCCCUCUCGAGAAAGACUCUCUUCGAGGUCCUCCUGGCCGGGUAUAAGUAAGCCUGCUUGUCACUUGGAAUGCUCAGUCUAUGCGCAGUGUUGUACUCGCGGACCAGCCUCGUUCGAGAAAAUGCAUUCCGCGCCGGCACCUGCUUUGGUUAGCAAGUUUUUUUUUGUAUUUGUACAAUAAUAAUAAUUUAGCUGCGGAUCGAGGUUUACGCGCCAAUCUGUUUAAUUAAACAUUUUUAAUCGUAUAAGUAUAUUUUCUGCAAACGAAUAGUUCAUAGAAGGGAUGCAAUCCUAUUGUUGCAUAGUUACGUGAUAUUUUGAUGUUCUAGAGUAUGUUAUGCGUUAUAUCGUAAAGUUUUUAUUCAGACCAGGCGAUCGAUUAAAAAAUGAUUACGAUAAAUGUUUACUCAAUUUUCAAAUAUAGAAUUUCAAAGAAAAA